AUGCAGAUGAAGAUCCUACACCGGGCGGAUUUCCACUACCAGCCGGACCGCCGCUACAAGCCAGAUCAACACUACCAGACAGACACACUGUUGAGUCGUGACUGCUCCAUCGUGGAGCGGAGCCAAUUCUUCAAACGACGCAGGGCACUGAAGCUCCGCUCCGCUUCGCAAGAAGAGACUGGGACCACAAGCAACAGCCUAACAAGAGCCUCCACCUGGGUGUUGCUCCAACGUGGCCAAACGGUCAAGGCCCUCUUGGUUGAACCUCUCAUCCAGCUGCACGCUUGCUGUAUCGAUGGCAGAGAAAAAUUGCACCCUGAAAAAGUCCUCUGCCGAAGACGGGGUGUGGCUUUUUGCAGGCCCACCAUAUCGGUUAGCUGGUUUCCGUACUUGUGGAAGAUUUAUUGGCUGAAGAUCAAGAGAUGUGCUUUUAUUGAGACCUUCAAGCUGCAGGAGAAUAUCCUGCCCAAGGAUAAGGCCAAGUACCGUGUUGCCUUUUUGGAGAUGGUCAAGAAGGCCACUUGCUCGAGGAGCUGUGACCCCAUUCGAGGAAGCCAACUCCUCCAAUGCAGCCAAGAUCACCUCGUAUUGGGUUUGGCCACGAAGACCCGAGAGUGGAAGAUUGAGACGGAGCAGCACAUCGGAGGCAAUUCUCCAGAGAUGCUCGCCAGUUGUGGAAGAGGCCUCGUACAACCCUACAAACUCCUCCCUUGGUUCCAGAUCUUGGUCCACAUAGCGGAGGCAGAUGGAGAUCUGCUCUGUUCCACUGACGUCCUGUGUUCCGUCCAUUAUGAGGGAAUACUGCAGCACAGGGAUGGUCUCUCUUCAGCCAGCUUGCAAGGUUGGGGUCAUCCUCCGCCUUAUCUCGAAGAUAAUUUUGGAAGUUUCCAUCCAAAUUGGCAUGGCCCCUAA
Molecule: messenger RNA, 912 nt
Organism: Gadus chalcogrammus (walleye pollock)
Lineage: Eukaryota; Metazoa; Chordata; Actinopteri; Gadiformes; Gadidae
Exons: 6
Coding region: 1-912 (303 amino acids)
Source: RefSeq, a predicted model, not a curated record